Messenger RNA from Oncorhynchus gorbuscha (pink salmon), 3254 nucleotides. Its product is annotated as intermediate filament family orphan 2-like. Lineage: Eukaryota; Metazoa; Chordata; Actinopteri; Salmoniformes; Salmonidae. The transcript has 9 exons. The record is from RefSeq and is a predicted model, not a curated record. Bases 552 to 2132 code for a protein of 526 amino acids.
GGGGCGAAGGGGCGGAGAGGGUGUUUUCGUUUGGCUGUAACAUGAUACCAGUAACGGGAACACAGCUAUGGGACAGUAGACAUAUCGUUGAUUUCACGCAUUUCGGCGGUAACGCUAUCUGGUUCAGUGCUAGGACGACUAUCAAAAAAGGAUGGGUGGCGCAGAACAAAUGAAUGAAGGCGAAUGAUUUUGGAAAAACUAGCAGCAGCAAUUGACAGAGAAGUUGCGCAGGCUACAUAGCCUAGGGCUAUCAGAAUAGCCUAGUAAACCGUUUUACAUGGAGAUGCAUUCACAUCAACAGCAUCAUGAAUAAGGUGACAUAUGGCGUUUAUGUUUGUGUCGUGUCUACGUUACUACUUUGUCUAAGUUAACACAGUGACACGGCGUUCACAGCAAGAUUUGUAGACGCAUAAAAUAAUUUCAAAGAAUCACUUCAUCGCGGACCUCAGCUUGGAGGAUUGGCCUAUUUUUACGGUAGGGCGGGGGUGAAAAAUCCUGUAGUACGCUAGUAGAAGUUGACCCCUCAGAAUACCGGGAACAUUUUCAGUGGAAUGUAUUGCUCAUUUAACUCAAAUAAAAUGAUGAAUUCGAUGGUCUUUGCUGAGGUUUUGCCAUCUUCGGGUGCCUCUGCGUUCCCAGUAGGAGCGCCAGCCUCUGGUGCUAGGGUGUCGAGUGCCCUACGGAACGAUUUGGGUUCCAAUAUUCAUGCCUUGAAAACCCUUAACCUGCGAUUUCGAUGUUUUCUAGCUAAAGUUCAUGAAUUGGAGCGUAGAAACAAGUUGUUAGAAAAUCAACUACAGCAAGCUUUAGAGCAAUCCCGCUACAGAGCCUACUUUAGCCGAGAACAAGCCACCCAAACGGGCUAUUUGGACUUUUUUCUGACUCGGCCACGGGUACCCGGUACGAUAUGGAGCUUUACCCACACAAGGAGGUUUGGGGACCGAAUCGAGACUAUCCACAGCCCCGGGGUGUCAUGGAUGCAGCCGGAUGGUGUUGGAAUUCAAGUCGACACCGUCACCCCUGAACUGCGAGCCCUUUACAAUGUGUUGGCUAAAGUCAAAAGAGAUAGAGAUGAGUACAGAAAAAAAUGGGAGGAGGAGCUGUCUAAGCGCCAGCAGAUGGAGGCCAUGGUGGAGACACUACAGGAGAGUGCCCAGGAGUCUGAAGUGGUUCAGGGGCAGCUCACUGAGAAGGUGGAGAGACUCAAGACAGAGCUGGUGGUCUUCAAGAGCCUCAUGACUGACAAUGAAAUGUCGGACUUGGACACUGCGAUCCAGAAGAAGGCCAUGAAGGUGGACAUGGACAUCUGCAGACGCAUUGACAUCACGGCCAAGCUUUGUGACGUGGCUCAGCAACGCAACUCAGAAGACAUGAGCAAGAUGUUCAACAUGAGCCCACACAUGAGUCCCUCCAGAGCACCCCCAGAGAGCAAAGGGGCUGCAUCUUGCAGGAGGAAAGAGCGUAAGGCUGUCUACGAGGAGAGGAGUGCUGAGAUUGAAACUGAGUCUGGUGGUGGAGAGGAGGAUGAAGAGGAGGAGAAGGAGCAGGUCGUAGAGUCACUCAACAUCACAGACGAGAUGAAACGCAUGCUCAAUCAGUUAACUUGCUCAGAUGAUAAUUCCUUUGUCACCAGGAGAGAGACGUUUGACUUUGAUGACGACUGUGACAGCCUAACUUGGGAGGAGAAUGAGGAGACACUGCUCCUCUGGGAGGACUUUGCCAACUACAACACCCCCUGUGCUGCAGCCAGUGCUGCUGCAGCAGAAGGACAGGGGGAGGGCCCUGGGCAGGCCUCUCAGGAUGGCAGUUUGGGCAGCCUGAUCGACGAGACCGAGAUGCUUUUCCAGAACCGAGAGAAGGAGUACCAGGAGACCAUGGGUCAAAUAGAGUAUGAGUUGGCUACAGCUAAGAGUGAUAUGAACCGUCACCUACAGGAGUACAUGGAGAUGUGUUCUAUGAAGAGAGGCCUGGAUGUUCAGAUGGAGACCUGCAGGAGACUCAUCAAGGGCUCAGGGGGCACCGGCAGGAACUCUCCAUCGUUCAGCUCGGUAGCGAGCAGCGACUCAGGGAACAGUGAUGAGAUCCAGGAGGAGCUGGAGAAGGACGGAGAGGCAGUAGGAGCUGACCCUUGACCCUCCGGCCCCUGGCUACCCCACCACCUGACCCGGGGAAGGUGAUGGAGGAAAUGCCUUUGUUCCUCAAUGCUGUGGUCCCCCAUUUCUUCAGCAGGUUUCCAGUUGAUCUAAGAGGAGCCCUGUGGAAACUAUUGGUGCUUCACCGGUUUACCCAUAUAGGGAAGAACUUGUAUUCCACAAUAAGGUGCAGUGUUGGUUCCUCCUCACUGAUCCUCAUUGGCCUACCACUGAUCAGAGCGGUCACUCCUACUAAACACAAGUAUCUCCACACACACUCAACUUACUGUACGCCUAUGGUCAUUUUACUGUGUAUUCACCCCAGUAUUCAUCCUAACCAUGUUAAGAUCAAGGAAACCGGACAUAUUCAGCCAUUAGUGAUCUAGCAAAACAUUCAGUGGUCCGUAUGAUAUAUUUAAGCAAUAAGGCCCGAGGGGAUGUGGUGUUUGGCCAAUUUACAGUUAAGGGCUGUUCUUAUGCACUACACAACGUGGAGUUCCUGGAUACAGCCCUUAGCCGUGGUAUAUUGGCCAUAUACCACAAACCCCCGAGGUGCCUUAUUGCUAUUAUAAACUGGUGACCAACGUAAUUAGAAGAGUAAAAAUAAAUGUGUUGUCAUACCCGUGGUAUACGGGCUGAUAUACCACGACUUUCAGACAAUCAGCAUUCAGGGCUCGAACCACCCAGUUUAUAAUUCAAAAUAAGGGCUAGGUUCUAUCAGAUCCACGCUAGCCGACAUCUGCAUAGCAGUUGUUUUGGCGGUGCUUGAGGUGGCACUGCAUUAGAACUGUCAAAUCCACAAGCGGCUCCAAGCAUUAUACCUAAAGUAGACAUCACCAUUAGCUGCAGAGAGUCGCAUGGACAAAAAUCCCAUGCAGCGUUGUUUACAAAUUGGAACACUGAACCGUGAGAUGUAAUCUACACCUGGAUUAGGCUGAUAGAAAUCCUCAUUAUUCAGUUUAAUGAUUUUCAAUUUGAGCAUCAUUAUUUCUACAUCCAGUUGAAGUCAGAAGUUUACAUACACUUAGGUUGGCGUCAUUCAAACUCGUUUUUCAACCACUCCACAAAUUUCUUGUUAACAAACUAUAGUUUUGGCAAGUCGGUUAGGACAUCUACUUUGUG